Acytostelium subglobosum LB1 is the source of this 4122-nucleotide messenger RNA. RefSeq lists its product as hypothetical. The record is from RefSeq and is a predicted model, not a curated record. Bases 1 to 4122 code for a protein of 1373 amino acids. The transcript has a single exon. Lineage: Eukaryota; Evosea; Eumycetozoa; Acytosteliales; Acytosteliaceae.
AUGGCUUAUAAGUAUACUUAUGAAGGCUUUGCCAAGGUCAAGGUGGGCAGCUACGUGCUGGACACCGAAGGCCAAGCAUACUAUGGCACUGACAUUGGUACGCUGCGCACUGGCGACGGUGCCAUCUACCAGCCGCCCUGCAUGGUCAACUCGAUCAACAACGACAGCGACUGGUUCACGUGCACCAUCAACCUGCAGCACACGUUCAACCCCAACAUCACCAAGGUGUACACCGUCAACGUCGACGGCUUUGCGCGUCUGCACGAGCUGAUCAACAACUACGACCAAUACUUCAACAUUUCGACUCUGGUGCCCGUCAACCCCAAGGGCGUCGUCAACUCAUCGCCCGUCUCUGGUCUGUUGCCAAUCAUCGACGUAGCCUACAACACAAAGAACGGCUUCCAGGUGGUCGCCACGUCGCCCACUGGCGCGCCACUCACCUACAGUCUGUCGUCGCCCGAGGAUAUGGGUGGCUCCAAGCUUGUCCAACCCACCGGACUGAGUGUCAACGCCAGCGGCUGGGUCACGUUCACGCCCGGACAGGUCGGCCUGUACACAUCGCAGGUCAAGAUCUUUGACGGAACGUCUUACGUCGUCGUGGACUUCAUUCUCAACUCGCAACCCGCCAAGAACUCGCCUCCAUACUUCAUCGACCCAACACCCGCCGACGGCUCCACCAUCUACUGCCCAGUCAAGCGCCCCUGCAACUGGAUCUACAAGGCCAAGUCCAACAUCGCGUCGCUCACCGUCUCGGUCGUAUACGCCAACCAUCCACCCAAGGUGGUCGUGGCCGACCCCGUUGGCGGCAACCCUGUAACCGUGAACAAUGACUGGGAGCCCACCAUCGAGAUGGUCGGCCGCUACGUGGUGUCGCUCGGAUGUUACGACUCCGCCGGCACCCACGCCGUGGGCCAGCGUUCAUUCAUCAUUGUAGUUCAGCCGCCAGCCUGUGGCCAUGGACGUCAAGCCAACGACUCGUGUAUCCCAGGCUCGCAUCCAGAUUGCUGUAUCUGUGACGAGGGAUUCGACCCCUCCACUCUAUGUAACGACUGCACACCAGGACACUUUGGACCAAACUGCACAGCCAACCCCAAGUGUGACAAGGGCACAAUCAGCAGCGGUAUCACUGGCGACGGUGUGUGCACCUGCUAUCUCGGCUACCAAGGACCACAGUGUGACAUCCCCGUCAGCCAGUUCUGUAACCCAGCCAACAAGUCCUCGGUCAUCGCUGUUGACCAAAACUCAAUCGGCUACAUGAGGCCCAAGAAGAUGUCAAUCUUCAUCGCGACCGAUGCCGACCCCUUCUCCCUGCCACUGAUGCUGUCCUACCCCAACCCAUUGCCAAUGCUCGAUGUCUACAUCCUGCUCGAUAUCUCCCCGUCCAAGGCAUCUAUGAUCACCGACUAUGGCAACAAGAUCAACAACUUGCUCACGAGCUUCCAGACUGGCACUGAGAAUGUGAUGUUUGGUCUCGGAUUCUUCUCCGACAAUCCAAAGAGUGCCAGUGACUUCCAACAAAAGGGCAACAUCGGCUCGACCCUCGACCCAUACAUCAAGGAUCAGUCGCAGUACACCACCUCUGCCGUCUCCACAUUGAACAGUAUGCGUGCUAUGAGGUCUGCUGCACAGUUCCCCAUCAACUGGCGUUCGGGUUCAUUCAAGUCACUCGUGGUCAUCACGGAUAGCGAUUGUGAGAGCGACUCGUCAGUGGCCGCGUCCACUCUGGCCGCCCUCGCCCAGAAGUCGAUCUACCCAACAGUCAUCGGCACCAACGGCGUCAAGCUCGACAACUGGUCACAGUUCUUCUCAGACAACAAGUUUGGUGUUGCGUCCACGCCAAGCGACUGGUCGACAGGUGCCUCGCCCGCAGUCUACUCGGGAAUGAAGAUCAACGUGCCCAUCAUCCUUAAGGAUACCUAUGGCUUUGCCACGGGCCCGAACCGUCUCACCCUGAACGCUGGUCAGAACAACCAGCUAGGCGUGACAGUCGUCUACCCCAAGCAGGCUGUGCCCGCUCCCAUCUCUGACAUCUUCGUCUCAGUUCCAGGUUUUGGCCAGUCCGAGGUGGUCAUCAACUUCAACCAUCCACCCUCUGCCACCGACAACACGAUCACCGUCACUCAAUCGUCAUCCUUGGACUUCACCAUCUUUGUUACUGACCCCGACCAGAACUUGAUGAACAUCCAGUUCGUCACGCUGCCAGAGAAGGGCAACAUCACAACUGGCGGCUCUAAUGUUGCCACGGGCACUGACUACAUCUCGACCUCAACCUUCACCUACGUCCCACCCGCCAACACCCCAUCCGCCAAGUACACAUUCACCUACACCGUGUCUGAUGGUUGUGUCAAGGAGAAGGGCACAUACACUGUGAACGUCGUGCCACUGCACCCCGACUCGCCACCACCCGCCGUGAAGGCCACCUACGUGACCUUGGUCCAGGACCAACAGAAGCAAUUCACCUUCAACUUCACCGACAACAACCCAGAUACUGUAGCCAUCAUCUUGUCGUCGCUGCCCAAGAAUGGUGUGUUCAAGAAGGUUGAUGGUACAGUCAUCGACUCUACCACAAACAACGUGCCAUCCACGCUCAUCUACGUGCCCAACAAGGGUCUGUCCAACUUGGACACGACAUCCCAGCAGGGUCCACUCGAUACCGUUGUGUUCAACGCCAUCAACAAGGACAGCCAGGUGUCGCCAGUGUCUGCCCCAGCAUACUUCUACGUGCUCCCCUACAACCCACCAAUCUACACUGGUCUCAAGUCAUUCACCACCCGUCAGAACACUCCUUUGCCAUUCCCAAUCGUGGGCCAGGCACCCAAGGGCGAUACUGGCUUCAACUUGGUGAUCAACAAGACUGAGGGACAGGGCCAGCUGCAGUUCCAAGCUUGUGCCGAGGAGAUGUGUCUAAAGAACAUCACCGACCUGCCAGUGACCUACUUGAUCAAUGGCGCCGCCAACUUUGUUUAUGUGCCACCUCUCAAUGUCUGGGGUCCAGACCUGCUGACCAUCUACUUCACAUUGACCACAAUGGAUGGCUUGAUCUCAACAGAGUUGCUCACGGUCACUAUCAAUGUCACACACGUGCCACAAGGUCCAUACAUCGUGCUCAAGACGCUCGAGCCCAUCCGCACUCACGUCGCCGCACCACUCACACCAACCUUUGACAUCUCGAUCAACGACUCUGUGAUCGUCGCAUGGACUGCCUACGACAUUGAGUACGCCAACACCUCACUCCAAUGCAUCGUCCAGGUGAUCCCACGUCGUGGCAGCCUCUACAUGUACGACGCCAACGCCACCAACCUGCUCGGCACACAGAUCACAACCAACAUGAACAUUGGCAAUGCCACAGACGGCCUGUGGAAGGUGGUCUACGUACCUGUUAUGGGCCAGUCCGGCCAGGGCUACACCAAGUUCCAGUUCGUCGCGGUCAAUGAGAUUGGCCUGUUCUCCGCGCCACAACCAUUGAUCGUCAACAUCAACCCAGUGUACCGCCCACCAGUCAUUCACGUCAAUCAAUCAUCAUGGGACACCAUGCUCGAUCACACACUGAUCAUCACUGGCGUCUCAUUCACCGACGAGGACGUCACCUACCAGAAUGUCAGCAUGAGUGUCUCAGUCUGGGACGACGACACCAACCUCGCCACCAGCGUGUCCAUCUCACUCUUUGGCGACAACCAUGGCUCGUGCGUCACCAACGGCUCGAUCAUCGGCUGCAUCAGCAACAAGUACGUGCUCAACUCAUACCUCUCGCAGAUCUCGCUGAUCGGCAAUGUCUCGGGACACUUGCGCCUCAACGUGUUUGUAGAGAACACUCUGUUUGCCAAGCGUCCUGGCGUCACCCUGGAAAUGAUCUCGGACAGCAAGGACCUCGACGUCAAGGUGCUCCCGGGCGGUGUGUCCAAGUCCAACAACACGACCAUCCUGUCGGCGGCCAUCGCAUCGGCCGUCGUUGUGUCAGCCAUCAUUGCCGCUGGAGUCUGGCGUGUACUCCAGGCCACUGCACCACCCACCAGUGCAUUCUUUGGUGAUGCACCCUUCACUGCCGAUGCAGUAUCCACCAAUCCACUCUAUGUCGAAUCCGGUGGCACUGGAAACAACCCACUCUACGAAGGAAAUUCAUAG